AUGUCUUCUUUCGACCCAUUUCGGCAGACGUUCGAACUCGUCAAGGCAGAUGGCAAUAUCAUAAAGGUCGAUGUCGCCGUUCUUGAUUCCGCCAGUCAGGAGAAUCUCGGAAUCUGCACAAAUUACGGUUCCCAAAUCGGCGCGAGUUUCAUGAUGCUUCUGACUAUCGUUGCCAUGACACCAUCGAUCAAGCUCAUCAAAGUUUCCCUCUGGAUCCACAUCCUUGCCCUCAUUGCAAGCACCAUUCGUAUGACGCUGCUCGCUGUUUAUUUCACCUCGAACUGGACCAACUUUUACGCUUACUGGGCCCAAGAUUACUCUCGGAUCACGGCUGGGGACUUCCAUCGAAGCGUCGCAACGGAGACCAUGUCCCUGAUCCUACUGAUUCUAGUCCAGGUAUCGCUCGGUAUCCAGGCCUGGGCUCUCGUCAACCUGCUGCCAGGAUACUGGAAGUGGUUCUUCACGGGGCUUUCCUGUUUUGUGUCCACCGCUGCCAUCGCUUGGCGUAUAGCAUUCAGUGUUAUACAAGUCGAGGCCAUCCUGCUCAUUGCACUGCCCAACCCGGACUGGAUCCGCUACCAAAGCACCAUUAUCGGCGCAGUUUCCGUAUUCUAUUAUUGCGCUCUGUUCAACAUCAAGCUUCUGAUGCACUUGAUCAAAAACCGUGGAAUUCUUCCCACGAGACACGGACUAAACGCAAUGGAGGUGUUGGUGAUAACGAAUGGUCUUCUCAUGAUGGUCCCAGCAGUCUUCGCCGCACUAUAA
This is a messenger RNA of Colletotrichum gloeosporioides, 765 nucleotides long. RefSeq lists its product as uncharacterized. NCBI's taxonomy places the organism in Eukaryota, Fungi, Ascomycota, Sordariomycetes, Glomerellales, Glomerellaceae. The coding region runs from base 1 to 765 and encodes 254 amino acids. The record is from RefSeq and is a predicted model, not a curated record. Gene Ontology annotation, biological process: G protein-coupled receptor signaling pathway. Gene Ontology annotation, molecular function: pheromone binding; mating-type factor pheromone receptor activity. Gene Ontology annotation, cellular component: G protein-coupled receptor homodimeric complex; membrane. The transcript has 2 exons.